This is a messenger RNA of Thermothielavioides terrestris NRRL 8126, 2866 nucleotides long. RefSeq lists its product as uncharacterized. The record is from RefSeq and is a predicted model, not a curated record. Lineage: Eukaryota; Fungi; Ascomycota; Sordariomycetes; Sordariales; Chaetomiaceae. The transcript has 2 exons. The coding region runs from base 142 to 2781 and encodes 879 amino acids.
UUUGGUGUGUUCAAUUGGUUUUGCGACGGGUGCUGUCGGCGAAGUGCAAGGCUGGAAUAAUCAGCUUCUGGACUCUGCUUCCCCCGGCUUGGCUACUCUGACGACGACGAAGUUGCCGCUGCCACCGCGUGGCCGGGAGUCAUGCCGUACUCGGACAACCUCUACUCCGCGCUGGACGACGAGUUCGAUGACGAGCCAAUCGGUGAAUACUCGAGCCAGCGCGGCGAGCAUGGCCCAGGUCUCACUGCUGCUCGACACGCAGGGCUGGACACGCACCACGCCUUUGCCGACACGUACGCGGAUCCCGGCGCGGCGGACCCGGGAGAGCUUGUAGACACUGAGGAUCCACAUGCUUUGUCUCCCACCGACGGCUACUUUGGAAGCGCGCCGGACACUCCGUCCGGCGCUGGGGUGCCCGCGUCGGCCCAGGUCCCUCAUGUGCCCAACGUUUUGGUCGAGGAUCCGUCUUUGCAACGGAACACUGCCGAGAGCAAGGCGAGGGAGGCAGAGCAGGAGAGAUUGCGCAGCGAACGGCGUUCCUCCGACACGGUUGAUGGUGGCAUGUCUGCCCACCCGCCCAAUACGACAGCCUCCGCGUCUCGAAACGGUGCCGCUGCCACGCGCGGCCUAACACCCGCCCCAAGCGUCGCCUCGGACUCCCAGUCGGCAGGGACCACGUACUACAGCCCGUCAUCGGCCAGUUACGUACGUCACGCGGCUACGCCAAGCUCAUAUACAACCUACUCGACGCGGACGUCUGUCUACCACGGCGAACGCUUUCCAUUCCUGCCCAGGGAGGCCCCCCCCGCCUACACGCCAUCCCCGACGUCCCCACCGGGCUCACACACAGUCGAUAUCCCAAGGAACUACAGCACUUUCUCACAGACUGGGGACGCUACCGUCAAUAUGGGCCGUCCGGAAGAAACCCAAGCCCUCCUGGCUCGCCAGCCUGAGAGCAUGCGAGACCACCCCGGUGGCUCUGAUGAGGAGUAUGCCACUUGGGGCAGUCGUUUGAGGAGCGCCAGACAGCAUGUCAACCGAGGGAACUGCAAGAUAGCUUUCGUUGCUCUGCUUCUCUUCCUGGUGACAGCUGGCUUCCUCAGUAGCCUCCUGACUGGUAGUAGAGACCAAACUGGUCGUCACGACCCUCAGCGCCCGCACCCCGGCGAGCCCAACAUGAGCUACCCCGAUGUCGACGACGGCUUCCGCUGGAACCCUGAGUUCUAUUGCAAAGAUGUCCAGAUUCCUCGCCACAUCCAGACCUACGACGCCACUUUCGGCACCGACAAGCAACUAGUCCUGCUGGAAAGGGUUGUCGACGACGACGGCCGCCGCACCUGGGAUGAGGUCCACGUUCAGGGCGCCGUCAUACUCCGCCGGUCCGGCCCUGACACGCCCAAUUCCGCGGUGACUGUAGAAGUCACCGUCACGGACGAGCGUCUCAUCGUCUCCUCCACCUGGGACGCGGAUUCGGGGACUCUGAAGGUGUCAGUGCCCCAUAGAGUCGAAUGGAGUCACGGCAGGCCAAGGGCUUGCGUCAACAUCAAGGUCAUCGUGUGGGUGCCCGAGGGCAGCAAGCUCAAGAGUCUCGAGGCCAAUGCUGUCCACCUUGACAUCAAGCUCCUCGACAACCUGUCCUUGUCGGUGGCAGACGGAACCAAACUAACCAGCGUCGUCGGCGCCAUAUCGGCAGCAGCCUCUACGGGCGCUGCCGCCGGCACCGACGAGCUCAUCGACACGGGGGCUCCGGAGUCCUUCUACUUCAAUUCCCGCAUCAUCGACGUCAAGACCGUGGCGGCGCCCAUCACGGGCUCCUGGCCGCUGUACGACUACCUCGGCCUGCAAUCCACCUCGGGCAACAUCAAAGUCACCCUGGACCCCAAGGAGGACGCCCCGGACCUGCCCAAGCCGGCCAUCCUCUACAUCAAGACGCUUUCCGGUGACGUCGACUUCCGCGCCCCGAUCCUGGCCGCCGAGCGCACCUUCCGCAUCGGCCAGGUCCUCCCGGCGCCGGCCGACCGCCUGCGCGCCGCCCGCCAGGCCGCCGCGCUCCUCCCGCCGCGCGACUACCGCGUGGAUGUGUAUACCACCAGCGGCGAAAUCACCGGCGCCGCCGCCUUCAGCGCCGACUCCACGUUCGUGUCCACCUCGGGCAAGCUCAGCCUGGACUUGCUGCCCGUGCUGCGCGCCGAGCAGGCGGAGCCCGGCGGGCGGUCCGUGGAGCUGAAGACGUCGAGCACGAGCGGUGCGACGGAUGUCAACGUGCUGGAGCCGCUCUGGGUGGGCCGCGCGGCGGAGUCUUCUUCUUCUUCAGCUGAGGCGGAGGCGCCGCCGUCGUCGUCUGCGCCGUACCUGCAGGGCGGCGGUGGCGGUGGGCAGCGCAAAGGCAGAGGCAAGCCGAGCUAUGCGCUGUUGAAGACGGCCCAGCCACAGGAAGGUGCUGCCGUCACCGCCGCUGGUGCUGCUGGCGACGGCGACAGCAACGGAAAUGGCAACGACAGCCCCCCGCCACCGCUGCGCUGCCUGUCGGGCUUGCACAGCACGGCGUCGGCCGACAUCCGCCUGCGGUACCCGGCCAGCUGGGAGGGCGACCUCAGCCUGGCCACGCUCUCGGGCUCGCUGCAGGUCGGCGGGGACGGCGUCCGCAUCGUGAAGUCGCGCAUUGACUGGCCCGGCGUGAACAAGCAGAUCCUGGCGCGCAAGGGGGAGAAGGGCGCCGGCGAGACCGUGGUUGCCAAGAGUACCGCGGGGAAUGUGCUGGUUUGGGUUGGGCAGGACUGAGCCGAACUAUUUUAUUGCUCGGCUCUGGUUGUUGGGUUUUUAUUAAGGGGUGAUCUGGCGGUUCGGGAUUGGUAGGUGUUUUUGG